AUGGCACCUCAUGGCAAAGAACUCUCUGAGGAUCUGAAAAAAAGAAUUGUUGCUCUAUAUAAAGAUGGCCUAGACUAUUGCUAAGAAGAUUGCUAAGACCCUGAAACUGAGCUGCAGCACGGUGGCCAAGACCAUACAGUGGUUUAACAGGACAGGUUCCACUCAGAACAGGCCUCACCAUGGUCAACCAAAGAGGUUGCAUGCACAUGCUCAGCGUCCUAUCCAGAGGUUGUCUUUGGGAAAUAGACGUAUGAGCGCUGCCAGUAUUGCUGCAGAGGUUGAAGGGGUGGGGCAGCCUGUCAGUGCUCAGACCAUACACUGCAUCAAAUUGGUCUACAUGGCUGUCUCCCAAGAAAGCCUGCUAACAGUUUGCUGUAGACAAAUGGUGUCAAGCGUGUGUGGUGACAACCAGGUGAGGAGUACAAAGACAAGUGUAUCUUGCCUACAGUCAAGCAUGGUGGUAGGAGUGUCAUACUCUGGGGCUGCAUGA
This is a messenger RNA of Staurois parvus, 490 nucleotides long. The record is from the annotation of a GenBank genome assembly. NCBI's taxonomy places the organism in Eukaryota, Metazoa, Chordata, Amphibia, Anura, Ranidae.